GCAAUUGCUCAAAAACUUGCUUUAUUUUCUUUUGAAGAAAAUUCUCAUUUAAUUAUUGAUCAUAUGACAACUGAAGAAUAUGCCAGAGAUUCUUAUGAAAACCUAUUAUUCUCAAUUUGUCGUUUUACAGAAGUGACUGGGCAUUAUCCACAAAACAUAACGGUCAUAGGGUUUGAAUUUAAGCGAAAAAGAUUUUUAGAUUUACAUAGAGCUGCAAUUAAAUUUCCAUUAGACAGGUUUACUUAUAUAGGAAUUGAUUCAGUGAACGUGAAGUCGAAUAAAAUUGGAAUAGAUAAUGCAUUAGAACCUUUUAAACAAGAUAUUUAUGCUUGUCAUGAUGGUAUACUCCGAAAUAAAAAACUUGCAAGAAAUCCGUUUAGAAGGAGACAUCCUUAUCAUUUAAGUUGUCCCUCUCUUAGUGAAUUGAUAAAUUACUGCCCUCGAGAUCCUACAUUAAUAUAUCCAAAUAAACUACCUUGGGAAUUUUCAUAA
This is a messenger RNA of Dentiscutata heterogama, 492 nucleotides long. The record is from the annotation of a GenBank genome assembly. NCBI's taxonomy places the organism in Eukaryota, Fungi, Glomeromycota, Glomeromycetes, Diversisporales, Gigasporaceae.